AUGGGAGGUUGCUGUUGUUGUUCUUCACGAAGAGCUGGUGUAGAUAAUGGAACUCCGUACUAUUACUACCCGAGAGCAACAGAAGAGCGUGUGCCUUUAUCUUCCGCGCAUAACAGGACUUCCUCUGCAAUCUCCACUGGUGUUGUAGUAGUAGACACAAACUUAGAGACAUCAUCUCCUGAUGCUUAUAUACCACCACCACUGCCUAUUCCUUUCGAUGUUGCUAUAGGGCUUCCUCAGACACCAGGGAACCGAGAAGAGACUACUUGUGUUGAUAUAAGAGAAGUUUCAGCAGAAACCACUAAUACCGAGUCUACUCAAGAAACAGUUGACGGUAUCACUCUCGGAGUUCCAACUACAUGCUCGUAUAAAGAAACAGAUUGCAAAAUCCAAACAGAGAUUGAACUUGAAUCUACAGAAGAUAUAGACCCAAAGCCAUCAAAAGACAAAGAUGUCUUUGUACCAAUAGAGGAAGAAGAGGAUUGUCCCAUAUGUUUAGAAGAAUAUGAUAUCGAGAACCCCAAACUUCUAGCCAAAUGUGAUCACCAUUUUCACCUCGCAUGCAUUCUAGAAUGGAUGGAGAGAAGUGAAACCUGCCCCGUCUGCAACAAGGAAAUGGUAUUCGACUCUCCCCUCGACUAG
Molecule: messenger RNA, 642 nt
Organism: Arabis nemorensis
Lineage: Eukaryota; Viridiplantae; Streptophyta; Magnoliopsida; Brassicales; Brassicaceae
Source: the annotation of a GenBank genome assembly